ACGUAAUUUAAUAUACAUAAAAAAUAAAUAUGUUUAAAAGUCACAAUCAUAGCAAAUACAUUGUUUUUACAUUACGAACGCAUUUAUAACGGGCAUAAUGGUUAAUUAGCCAAGAAACAAACCAUGCAUUAAACGAAUCUGUAUAUGUCAAAUAUUUAAUAGCUGUCAAAAAAAGGUAAUAGCAUCGUAAUUUCGCGAGUCAUUCGUUUAUUAAGAAUAUAAUAUUAAAAAAGUCGUGGUUUAUCAAAAAUUGAAAAAAAAAUGAGCAUACGUGAGAUUAAUGAUGAGGCACAUUUCCAGUCUGAACUUUUGGCCGCAGGGACACGAUUAGUAGUAGUGGAUUUUACAGCGUCUUGGUGUGGACCAUGUCAGCGCGUUGCACCAUUUUUUGGAAUGUUUCCUGAAAGAUACCCGAAGGGAGUUUUCCUUAAAGUAGAUGUGGAUAAAUGCCAAGAUGUUGCUGCAAGUCAGGGUGUUUCUGCUAUGCCCACUUUCAUCUUUUAUAAAAACAGGACAAAGGUCGAUCGUUUACAGGGAGCAGAUCUAUUGGCAUUGGAAGCAAAAAUUACAAAGCAUAUGUCUGGUAGUAGUGAAUGUGACGAAGAUUAUGGACAAGGCCUUAUGGACUUAAAUGCAUUUAUAUCUAAGCAAGAGUGUGAAUGUUUAAAUGAAUGUGAUGAGCAUACUUUAAUGCAUUGUCUAACGCCUGAAGGUGGCUUUUUACAAUCUGAUUGUGAUGAACAAUUAAUUUUAUCAGUUACCUUUAACCAAUGUGUGAAAAUCCAUUCACUUAAAAUUAAAGCUCCUCCACAAGUCGGACCAAAAGACAUUAAAUUAUUUAUUAAUCAACCACGCACUAUCGAUUUUGAUUCCGCAGAAGGCAUGACAAGCGUCCAAGAUUUAUCUUUGGCUCCAAAGGAUUUAGAAAACGGAAACUUAAUUAACCUGCGUUAUGUUAAGUUUCAAAGCGUUCAAAACUUGCAGAUUUUUGUUAAAAAUAAUCAAUGUGGUGGUGAAAUUACACAAAUCGACUUUGUUGGUUUUAUUGGAUCACCUCUAAUGACAACAAAAAUGACUGACUUUAAGCGCGUUGCCGGUAAAAAGGGUGAAAGUCAUUAAAUUAAAUAAAAUAACAUUUGAUUUCAUAAA
Molecule: messenger RNA, 1149 nt
Organism: Teleopsis dalmanni
Lineage: Eukaryota; Metazoa; Arthropoda; Insecta; Diptera; Diopsidae
Gene: Txl
Product: thioredoxin-like protein 1
Exons: 5
Coding region: 262-1119 (285 amino acids)
Source: RefSeq, a predicted model, not a curated record